Messenger RNA from Lathyrus oleraceus (garden pea), 1455 nucleotides. RefSeq lists its product as uncharacterized. The record is from RefSeq and is a predicted model, not a curated record. Lineage: Eukaryota; Viridiplantae; Streptophyta; Magnoliopsida; Fabales; Fabaceae. The transcript has 3 exons. The coding region runs from base 203 to 1318 and encodes 371 amino acids.
ACGAUCCAUAUCCAAACACGUGUCUCUCAUUUUCAACAUGUGGGAGGCCUCAUCAGAUACCAUGUAAUGAAUCCGAACAAAACGAAGAAGAAGCCCGAUUCUGUCUCACUCUGCAUGCACCAUCUUGAUCUACCUCCUUUUAUUAUUUAUAAGAUAAGAUGAUAAAUAAACUUCAUCUCUUGGUUUUGUUUUUCUAUGAACAAUGGAAGAUGAAAGGACAAACAGAGAUAGAAAGAGGAAAACAAACACUUCUUUAGGAAGAAGCUUAACUAUUGGUGGUGAAGGUGGAAUUACUGGACUCCUUGUGUUCGGUGGAGCCUUGGCCAUUGCAGGCUUCAUGGCUGUGACUUCUUUUGGAACCAAAAAACAUAAGAAAAAAAGCAUUCAUCCUCACCAACAACAAUAUUUAUUGGAUGAUGAUGAGAAAGACUCUCUUCAAUAUUCAACAACCCAAUUUGGGGAGGAUGUUACAUCCUGUUUGGCAUCCAAUGAGUGUGCCAAGACAGAUGAUUCCUCCGAGUUGCAACCCUUGACUCUGGAGGAGAAAAUUGACAAUGAACCCAAUAGUGAUUGCUUUCAUCAUCAGGAAAUUGCCUUCUCUGAUUAUUCCCAGCCAGAAAGUGCGACAUCUUCAAACGAAAAUAACGAAAAUAUGGUUGCAGAAGAAAGUUCUAGGAUGUUUAACAACUCCGGUGACUGUGAACAAGAGGAAAAGAAGGAUGAAUCUGAAGAUAGCCUAAUAACAUUUACGGAAACCGGUGAUGAGAAUGAUGACAUGGACUCUGAUGAUGCUACGGAGGAGACUGAGGAAGAAGAUGGCCUAAUAACAUUCCCGGAAACCGGUGAUGAGAAUGAUGACAUGGACUCUGAUGAUGCUACGGAGGAGACUGAGGAAGAAGAUAGCCUAAUAACAUUCACGGAAACCGGUGAUGAGAAUGAUGACAUGGACUCUGAUGAUGCUACGGAGGAGACUGAGGAAGAAGAUAGCUCAGAAGCAAUAGAGACCACCUCCCUUGAUGACAAUGAGGAGCUGAUACAACAUAAAUACAAGAAAUACUACUGUGAAUGCGAUGAAUGCAGUAACUUAUACGCAGAUGAUGGUUCCUACUAUGCUCUAAACAAGACAGCCCCAAAAGAAGCAAUGUGGAACAAAACAGCAAGUUUCCCGGUGGCCCUGAAUGUUCAACCAUCAAUAUUGGCCACCUGGAUUCUGCCUGUGCUGAUGCUAGGAUUUCUAAUGCUCCUAGCUGCGCUGACCUGUGGCCUACUGGAAUCUCUUUAUGUUCUUGAUGACGACGACUCAGUAAGAGUCCCAUGAAGUGAAUUUAGGAUCAAUGUUUUGUUUCAAAAAGAAAGGAUCAACAUAUAUAAAUAUAUAAUGUCAGAAAAACAUAUAUAAAUGUAUAAUGUCAGAAAAACAUAUAUAAAUGUAUGAAUGUUUUGAGUUAGGAUCAA